AUGGCUUUCAUGGCCUCACCUCUGCUUUCCCUUCAUUCAAAAGCCUCCUCUGCCUCAUCUAGCAUCUCAGCUUCACCAGCAUUCUUGAUCACCAAUCUUCCUCCAUCUUCUUUGCAAGGAUUGCCUCCAGAAAUAGCUCCACUUUUGCCAUCUCCUGGUCCUGUGGUUCCUGCUACUCCAACUGAUUCAUCUAUCCCCACCAUUCCCUCCAACCCUAGCCCUCCGAAUCCGGACGACUUGGUUUCUCCUGGCCCCUACUCUUCACUCUCACCAUUUGGGUCAUUGCCAGCGUCCUCAGCAGCAUCUAUAAGCUUAAUUUGGCCUUUAAAGCUGGCUGCUUUUGCAGGUUCAGCUGCAUAUGUAGUCUAUGCAGCUUAUUAG
Molecule: messenger RNA, 381 nt
Organism: Prunus armeniaca (apricot)
Lineage: Eukaryota; Viridiplantae; Streptophyta; Magnoliopsida; Rosales; Rosaceae
Source: the annotation of a GenBank genome assembly